Lactuca saligna is the source of this 1115-nucleotide messenger RNA. Lineage: Eukaryota; Viridiplantae; Streptophyta; Magnoliopsida; Asterales; Asteraceae. The record is from the annotation of a GenBank genome assembly.
CCAUUGUCAAGUUACAUCGAAUCAAGGUCUAGGGUUUCAAAUGCUUCAAGUUCUUCCCAAAUAACUUCCCCUCUCAAGACGAUUUUCCUCAAUUUUCUAUCGAACUUGGUAGCUGUUGAACCGGUGCGUAUCGGUGUCAAGAACUUGCCCCGAGAUCUGUUGCAUUUAUGAAUGAGGAAGAUUUGGUAAGGCAACUCACUCGAUAUUCUACCUCUCUCGUGUUUUCAACACAUAAAACACAGACAAACCUUGAAGACAAAUUUCAAGCUUUUGAAUAAGAAUCCUCAAAAACCAUCGUGAUUUCAAACGAAACCCCUCACCCUAUCUAGAGUCCAGACGCUUCUUCUCUGUCAAUAGCACAUAAAAUCUAGGUUUUCUAUUGUUUCUAUCGACCAGAGACUUUCAAUGGAGAAGACAAAAUCUGGAAAGAAAGAUUCAGAUGCCUAGAAAUUCAUGGGCAUCAACAAAGUUUUUUGAUCAUGUCUCAUAUCAAGAGACGAAUUGUUGAUGUGCUUCAACCUGGGGAGACCGUGUUGCAAGCUUUAAGAAGGCUGAAAGGAAGUUCUAAUAGAAAGGAAAAGAUGUUAGCUGAAACAAAAAUUGUGUCUGAUCAACUAACUGAAGAUGCCAUGAAGCUGAUGGAGGAUGUUGACUACAAUGUGUAUGAUGAAAAACAGGAGGGAUUUGAGAACCUAGCACGUGCUAGAGGGGAAGGGACCUCUUCUAGUUCAGGAAACAAGCAACCUAAUUCCUCUGGAAUGAGUGAUUCCGGUCUCAAUGGAAUACCUUCCGCAGAUAAUACUGCAAACAAUGAGGAUGAUUCCUUUGACAUGUUUGCUGAAGAUGAUGACAAAUCUACUGUUGAUCCAUCAGCUGGCAUUGGAUCUACAGAAAACGAUUAUGUAUUUGAUGAAUCCUUAGGUUACUACUACAACAUCAGUUUAGGAUAUUAUUAUGACCCAUCUUCAGGACUGUAUUGCAGUGCAGCAUCUGGACAGUGUUCUUGUAACCAAGAAACUAGUGACUAUGAGGAGUUUCCAUCAGGGGAAGGCAAUGGAAAUGGAAUUGCAACAUAGUGGAAUGGAAUUGGAAUCACAGGUUUGACAUCCUGCUGU